CAUAACAAAUAAAAACAACAUUUCAGCCACACCUUUGAAUUAAAAAAUAUUUUCAUAAUGAAUUAUCCUAUGUUGAAGUUCAAUGGGGUUGAAGAGAAACUUUCUUUGUUUUAAUCAAUUGUUAGAAUGAACAUGAAGAAACGGCGGACAUGGUGGGGCUUUUCAGCUUUUACUUUGAAGGGAGAGCGGCCGCUUCCGCCGGUCGGCCCUCACUCGGUCCAGCCUCACGCGCCUCCUGGAGGAGACUUCACGCGACUUCAGGCAGAAGCGGAGGCGCGGAGUCCUGACAACACGGAGGAGGAGCAGAUCCCGACAUCUGUCCGGCUGCACUCGUUCCCUCUGUCUCAACUUGAACGGAAUCGAACCAACGGUUCCCUCUGAGUCCGGGAGCAUCCGUGGAAGUUCGGGCUGGAGAUGUCCGGAUCGUUCUGCAGAACUUUAUACCCGUUCAGCGGGGAGCAGCACCAGCAGGGACUGAGCUUCCAGGCCGGGGAGGUGGUGAAGGUGGUGCAGGCUCUGCCCGGAGGCUGGUGGGAGGGAGAGAAGGACGGAGCCCGGGGCUGGUUCCCGUCCAGCUACGUGCAGGUCACGGAGAGGACGGCGUCUCUGGGUCAGCUUCCAUCUGAGGACCUCAGAGAGCCUCUGCCUCCUCACUGGAGAUGCUACAUGUCCCCACAGGGGCGGAGAUACUACGUCAACACCAUCAACAACGAGACCACAUGGGAGCGGCCGUCCAGCACCCCGGGGACCCCCAAGAAUUUCCUCCGACACAAGAACUCCCUUCCAGCAGUGAAUGGAUUUCACUCGAGUGGAAGCUCCUUCCAUCAUGGAGAAAAUUCCCACAACAACCUGGUGAGGAAGUGCAGCACAGAGCCUCAGAGCCCGGGAUCCACGUCGCCAACAAGGAGGCAGAGUAAGGAGUCCAAGGUCACGAUCAACUGUGUGACGUUCCCGUCUCCAUCCUGCAUUACUGAGCAACAGCUGCUGAAACCAAAUGAAUGGAGCUACUGUGACUAUUUCUGGGCUGACAGGAAGGAUCCCCAGGGCAACGGCUUCAUGUCAGGGUUUGAGGUUUUGCUGCAGAAACAGCUGAAGGGUAAACAGAUGCAGAAAGAGAUGGCCGAGUUCAUACGAGAAAGGAUAAAGAUAGAAGACGAAUACGCCAAGAACCUCUCCAAGCUCUCGCAGACUCCAUUGGCAGGACAGGAAGAAGGGUCUUUAGGGGAGGCGUGGACCCAGCUGAAGAAGAGCCUGGCAGAUGAAGCUGAAGUUCACCUCAAGUUCUCCUCAAAGCUCCAAAGUGAGGUGGAAAAACCUCUGUUGACCUACAGAGAGAACUUCAAGAAGGACAUGAAGAGGCUGGACCACCACAUCUCCGACCUGCGGAAACAGCUUGCUGGUCGCUACACAGCCGUGGAGAAGGCCCGUAAAGCUUUGGCCGACAGGCAGAAGGACCUGGAGCUGAAGCUGCAGCAGCAGGAGAUGAAGCUCAGCAGCAAGGCGGAGGAGGACAUGAAGAAGGCCCGCCGAAAAUCCACUCAAGCAGGAGACGAGCUGAUGCGCUGUGUCGACCUUUACAACCAGACUCAGUCCAAGUGGUUCGAGGAGAUAGUGACCACCAGCCUGGAGCUGGAGAGGCUGGAGCUAGAAAGGGUGGAGAUGAUCCGACAGCAUCUGUGUCAGUACACCACCCUGCGGCACGAGACGGACAUGUUCAACCAGAGCACCAUGGAGCCAGUGGACCAGCUUCUGCAGGUCGUGGACCCCGGCAAAGACCGAGAGAUGUGGGUACGCGAGAACAGGACGGGCGAGGUCCGGCCUGUGGACAUCGAGGUCUGAGCCCCCCCCCCCGCCCACAUGGACCGGGACGGCUGCCGCAGCGGGUGGAUGUCAUUUUAGGUGGUGUCACGAUGUUCUGGAUCUCAGAACCUUUGAGUGCGGACUUUUGAAGUCGUUCCGGUGAAAAAGACUGAAGGCGCAUCGUGACUCAGCAGCUUUGCUCUGACCCUCAGCCCCGCCCCCGGCAGACACUGUUACCGUGCAGAAGAGCUGAGCCCCCCUCCCUUUAUCUGCUGCAGCUCCACGUGGAGACGGGGCGGUCAUUGCUCACGAUGAAUGCAAAGUUGAGAAAUAAUUAUGACGUCCUGGUUAACCCGACACCAUGCAGGAUGGAAAAACACCGAACCAGAGGAAAAUCCUCCAACAGUGUCUACACCCGAAAAAGGGUUAUUCCUGACUCAUUCAGAACAAUCCAUCUUUGUGGGUUUUUGUGUGUCUCAAAUCUGUCUUGAACCGUUCUCAGUCUCGUUUCGGUUUGUUGGAGGAGGAUUUGAGCCAGUUUGGGUACCAAACUAAGACCCAAACUCUUCAGCAGCACAAACCUCACCACACUCAGUGAUCCUAGCUCAGAUGUGUGGAAAACGGUUGCAGGAGGAGAAGAAACUGCUGCACUGAGGCCAGUUUGAAAUAUGUUCACGAUUGUUCUGUUUCCAACAACAGUUUUUUUAUGGAAAGGUUUUUUUGUCGAUUUUUGGGAAACCUCAGUGAUGAUGUCCAGCGCGUCCUCUCAGUGCGCCACCAUCAGACUCAGCAGAUCUGUUGGCGUCGUGAUCGGGCCGACGUCCGAACAGCUCUGCAUCUCACAUCAGGAGGAAGAGGAUUGUGGAAGCGACAGGUCCAGCUGUCUUUUCCGUCCCAGCUCUCAGCUCAAAAUUUUCCAGCUGGACUGCUGUCAUGCUGGUUAUCCAGGCCAGGAGGAAUCUUUAAAGAAACGUCCACGAAUCGUGGGGACACACCAACGCUGUUCCACCAGGAAAUGUGGAAAGAGGAGGAGAGAAGAGCAUGCAGACCGGUAGCAUGCUGCUCUUUACUCAUUUCUGUUGGAACUCUGGGAAGAUAUUUGUGCUCAUGUCGGCCUCUUGGAGCUGCAGCACAUAAACUUGGGGGUCAGGACGCCAGCGGGGGUCAGAGGUCAGCCUUGAGCUGAUAAACAGUCAGACAUUCACCAAAGUGUCUUCACGCUCAGCAUAAACUGUUGCAUUCAUUCCUGACGGGGACUGUAAACCUUCUUGCACUUUACUCCAGAGUUUUGUUAAAGGUUUCGGACGUGGUGGAUGAGCGUGUCUGUUGUGAGCGUGGGACCGUCCCCUCGGAUCGACAGACGGGGUCUUCCAAAACGGCCACAUUCUUCUGGCGCUGAGAGGUUUGGAAACCUGCAAAGGCUUCAUCUGGACUGCAGAUGUGUCUGCAGGAGUCCAGCGGACGAGGCGUCCCGCAAAAAACAACCUUAGUGUUCCUGCUCUGCAGGCGCAGUUUUGUGCGUUAACAGCUGAAAGUUUGCUUUAAUAAACGAUAAAGAAGAA
Molecule: messenger RNA, 3362 nt
Organism: Oryzias latipes (Japanese medaka)
Lineage: Eukaryota; Metazoa; Chordata; Actinopteri; Beloniformes; Adrianichthyidae
Gene: gas7b
Product: growth arrest-specific 7b
Biological process (GO): clathrin coat assembly; neuron projection morphogenesis; clathrin-dependent endocytosis
Cellular component (GO): cytoplasm; clathrin-coated vesicle; plasma membrane
Molecular function (GO): protein binding
Source: RefSeq, a predicted model, not a curated record